Melozone crissalis (California towhee) is the source of this 1092-nucleotide messenger RNA. RefSeq names its product basic proline-rich protein-like. The record is from RefSeq and is a predicted model, not a curated record. The coding region runs from base 1 to 1092 and encodes 363 amino acids. The transcript has 4 exons. Lineage: Eukaryota; Metazoa; Chordata; Aves; Passeriformes; Passerellidae.
AUGUACGAAACCCCCCUGGACAGCGAGGUGAAACCAGGCGGCUUUGACAGCCUGUCUGCUCCGGGCAGCCAAACCCUGCAGGGCAGCACCUCCCACGGCCAGACCCCGCACCGCCGUGUGCGGCUCCCGCCCCGCCGUGUGCGCCUCCUGCCCCGCCGAGCUCCCGCCGGCCUCAGACCCCGCACCGCCGUGUGCGGCUCCCGCCCCGCCGUGUGCGCCUCCUGCCCCGCCGAGCUCCCGCCGGCCUCAGACCCCGCACCGCCGUGUGCGGCUCCCGCCCCGCCGUGCGCGCCUCCUGCCCCGCCGAGCUCCCGCCGGCCUCAGACCCCGCACCGCCGCACCGGCCCCGCGGCACCCACCGCCCGCCGGGCGGCCCCGACCCACGGCCGAGCCCCGGCCCUGUGCCGCGGAGCCGCUGUUCGCCCCGCGGCCGGGCGGGUCGGGCUCCGAGCUCCGGGCGGGGACCCGCGUGGGGAGCCCCGCGGCGGGCGCUGCCGCAGGGACGCGCGGGCAGCGGGGCCGCGCCCCGGCCCCUGGCGGAGGCCGGUGGCUGUCCCCGGCCCGCCGAGCGCAGGCUCCCCCGUUCCCGCGGAGCCCCCGCUGCCGCGGAGCCGCCCCGCAGGGCCGCCGCCCGCCUCCCCCCGCCGCGGGCCCGGCCUCGCCGCCGCACUCACCCGGGCCUGCCGGCGGGGCCCUGCCGGCGCGGCCCGCUCGGCUCAGCGGCUCAUGCUGACGGUGCCGCCGGCGCGGCGGGCGGAGGCAGCGGCGGCCCGGGCUCCCCGCGCCAGCCCCGGGCCCGCUUCCGCCGCCGCCCCCCGAGGGGAAGGCGCGGAGCGGGGCGGCGGCGCGGCGGGCUGCCCUCCCCCGGGGCCGCCCUCCCUCAUCCUCCCCGCGGCGGAGCGGCCGGCGCCUCAUGAGUCACCGAGCCCGGGCCCGCACACGUGCCCGGCCCCGCCGCCUCCGGCCGGGGGAGGCACGGCAGGGGCGGCCUGGGGGCGGGCGGCGCUGCCCGGGCCCGGCCGUGUCCGCAGAGCGCCCGGCGCGAUGGCUCCGGACCCCCCCAACGCCGUUCCUGAGGACGCGAUCCUCUAG